Messenger RNA from Colossoma macropomum (tambaqui), 2346 nucleotides. It is a transcript of the gene lplb, whose product is annotated as lipoprotein lipase. The coding region runs from base 101 to 1696 and encodes 531 amino acids. Gene Ontology annotation, biological process: lipid metabolic process. Gene Ontology annotation, molecular function: apolipoprotein binding; lipoprotein lipase activity. Lineage: Eukaryota; Metazoa; Chordata; Actinopteri; Characiformes; Serrasalmidae. The record is from RefSeq and is a predicted model, not a curated record. The transcript is spliced from 10 exons.
CUGUUGUUACUCUGACAGAGAGAGCGUUCAACCGAGCUUUGAUUUACAGCCGAUUUCUUUUUGAUUUGAGAGCUCCGUCAACACGUUUGCACACUGUACUAUGGGAAAAGAAAGUAUCUGGCUGCUGGUCAUCGGAUUUUCUCUCAUUUCGUGCGACCCUCUUUCUAAUUCCACUCAGGCACCUUCCUCAAGUAACACCACUGACUGGAUUGAAGACUACAGUAACAUUCAGUCCAAGUUCUCACUGCGACAUGCUGAGUUUCCUGAUGAGGACCUGUGCUACCUUGUCCCAGGAGAAACAGCCACUGUCUUAGACUGCAACUUCAAGCCUGAUGCCCAGACCUUUCUGGUCAUCCAUGGCUGGUCGGUUGCGGGGCUGUUCGAAAGCUGGAUCCAUAAGCUGGUGUCUGCUCUGUUUGAGCGUGAGCCCACUGCCAAUGUCAUCGUGGUGGACUGGCUGGACCGGGCCAGCCAUCACUACCCUACCUCAGCUGAGAACACCAGACUGGUGGGGAGGGAUGUGGCCAAGUUCAUCAACUGGUUGGAGGGUCUAGGCUAUCCACUUGAGAAGCUGCACGUGUUGGGUUAUAGUCUGGGUGCGCAUGUGGCAGGCAUUGCAGGAAACCUCAGCAACAAGAAAGUCAACAGAAUUACAGGUCUUGACCCAGCUGGCCCAACCUUUGAGCAUGCACACACUCUAAAACGGCUGUCCCCUGAUGAUGCUAAAUUUGUGGACGUCCUGCACACUAACACAAGAGGCAGCCCAGACCUGAGCAUCGGCAUCCAGAGGACUGUGGGCCAUGUGGACAUUUACCCCAAUGGGGGCACCUUUCAGCCUGGCUGCAGCCUGCAGAACACAAUGAGGAUGAUCGCUACUUACGGCUUGUACAACAUGGACCAGCUGGUGAAGUGCUCCCAUGAGCGCUCAGUGCACUUGUUCAUUGACUCCUUGGUAAAUCAGGAUCAGCAGAGCCUGGCUUACCGUUGCAGCUCCAAAGAGGCCUUCUACAAGGGCCUCUGCCUGAGCUGCCGCAAGAACCGCUGCAAUAAACUAGGCUACAAUGUCAACAAGGUCCGAACAACCAGGAGUGCCAAAAUGUACCUCAAAACGCGCGAGAUGAUGCCAUACAAAGUUUUCCAUUUCCAGAUUAAACUGCAUCUCUUCAGCCAGAAAAAUCUGACCAUGGACAACCAGCCUGUUAAGAUUUCUCUGUUCGGAACUCGUGACCAGAGAGACGAUAUCCCCGUAGUUGUGCCAAGUAUGAUCACCAAUAUGACCAUCUCCUUCCUGGUGACAUCUGAUGUGGAUGUAGGAGAGCUGCUGAUGCUGAAGGUCCAAUGGGAGACAGAUUCAUACCUGCCUAGCUUCUUCAGUACCAACGAGUUCAAGAUCCGCAAAAUGAGAAUUAAAUCUGGAGAGACACAAACCAAGGUGAUUUUCAGACCCAAAGAUGUGGAGUUUGGGGAUCUCAUUCAGGGUGGUGACUCUGUGGUCUUUGUGAAAUCAAAGGAGAAUGAACACAGCAAGAGAGAAGCAAGGUCACACAGGCUUAAAAUGCAUGGCAGCUUCUUCAAGGAAGGUGUCAAUGAAUCAACAACAGAUGUGAAGAAAGAAGAGCCAGUGAUGCAGUCCAGUAAAGAAGAGUCCACAGAGAAACCAAUGGAGGUGAACACAAAGAAGGCCACAACUUCUUGAGACUGUAUCAGGGCCUGGUUAGUGACUUAAAAAGAAACUGCUGUGAACUUCGAUGCUAUUUGCAAUCAAAUUAAAGACUUCAGAGAUGUAAUCUCAGAAGAUAAAAAGGGAAUGUUGAACCUUGAAAUUUGAAACAGAUGGAGUGACGAUACCCAUUCUUAGUGUUCACCACAUAUAGGAAUCAGCAUGACAGCUUGAGCUUGAAGGCAGCUUUAGUAUAGAUGUAUAGACUUAAUGGCUAUUUGUUAGUAUUAAAUAUAGCUAAAUAAUAUUAUAUAACAAUAUUAUGUUACUUAUUAUUAUUAUUAUUAUUAUUAUUAUAAUUAUUAUUAUUAUGUGAGUUCUGAUUGUGAUAUAUACUAUUAUGGCUUGCCUUUGCUUUUACAAUGACAUACUAAAUAUGUUAUAUAACUGUGAUUAAAUAUAAAAUUCUUGCUACCUCUGGCUUAAUAGUUCUCUGGAAUUCAGCAUUCCAAUUAGGAAGUUAUACACGUUCAAAUGUUUGGAAUCACUUGCCAUAUUAAUAAGCUUUGCAUUUUUAUAUACAACAUCCAACUUAUAUUGUUAUACUGACUAAUUAUAUUAAUAUUUCAAUGUUUUAUUCAAUGUUCAAAUAUGUAUAAUAAGAAAGCUGUAUAACAUUACGAAUC